Molecule: messenger RNA, 1300 nt
Organism: Penaeus vannamei (Pacific white shrimp)
Lineage: Eukaryota; Metazoa; Arthropoda; Malacostraca; Decapoda; Penaeidae
Source: RefSeq, a predicted model, not a curated record
AUGAGCAUAUUUUUCAGGCUACAAACUUCUCUGGAAAAGUUAUUAGAGAAGCAAGAACACAAUGAAGCUCAAAGGAACAAGGAAUCCAGAGAAUUAUUGAGAGAAAUAGUAAUGGCCACCAGCGCCAAUCAGCAAGAGAAACAUAAACAAAUAUUUAAAGAUACCAGCAGUCAGACAGAACCUGAUAAAUGUGAGACCAAAUCAAUAGGAAUUAAUACUGAAAUUUCAUGGGCAGAUUUGAUUGCCUCUGUUACACCAUCUGAGAAUGCAGUUGAAAGAGGCACUGAGCAAGGUGCAAGAUUUGAGUCUAGAGAGGCUGGGAAAGUUUAUCAGACAAACAACAGAAAUUCAGGAGAAAGACAAGCAGAUAUCAUUAGAGAUAAUUAUAAGGCAAAAUCAUUAAACAGAAGGGAUUCUUCCUCAAGACAAGCAACAAAUUGGACAGUGCACAAGGAAAUGUCCCUAACAAUGCAAGAAGUUGUCAUGAAAACUAUUGAGGAAGACCCCCCAAGUCCAGAUCCUUCAGUCCACAUUAGUAUGACAGAGUACCAUGAUGGCAGUAGGCACGAGGAGGCUCACAGUGGUAUGAGAAAUCCACAGAAGAAAAGUGUAGAUUGGGAAGGCUCUCCUGUCUUGGGUGAGAGUGCUAGCAUGUGCAGUCCAGCAGCCCAUGAUAGUCCUCAGGCUCAGGAAGGUGCACAAGCUACCAAAUCAACAGGGGUCACUUUUUAUAACAAUGUAAUGACAAAUAUUCAGCAUAUUUUGCAAAAUUCUAAGGCUGCAGAGGAAGAUGAAAGGAGUGAGGAUGCUGCCACUCACCAGAGACAGAAGGAGUCAAACAGUGCCACCAGUGAACAGGAAACAACAGUAAUUGACCCCCAGAUGGAAGCCGUUAGAAAACAGUUAAUGCAGUUUGGUAUUAGUUUCAUUGACCCAGCUACACUGGCUACAAAUAACAGACCAGUAUUGGAUACCAUGUACCUGCCAGGACUCCAUAACAUGUUGUCCAUGUACCAAAACUCUAUCCCCAACUCAGGGCCAGUGCCAUAUCAAGAGACCGAUGCCACAGCUGCUAAGUAUCUCUCAGAUGCACAGCUUGCUGCUAUUGCUGCAGCUUCUCCUGCCAUGACAGGAAGAACAAGAGCGGCAAGAGAGACCAAAGCCUUGAGACCUCCAUUCCAGCAAAUUAAGAAUGCAGACACUGAAAAUAACUUCUCCAUUGCAACAAAAAAGUUUCUUGGAAAAUAUGGCUUGCAAGAAGAUUACACAUAAGUCUUCACUCCAGUGAUAUAUGAUGUUU